CCGGAUGCACACAAAACCACCGAUUCAGUUACGUUGCAGGCGAUGGAAGAUAACGUGUUGAGAUUUAGCUAGGACUGGUUCCUUAGUUUGUGAAAUGGAAUUGAUUUUUCUUACACGGUUCUAAUAUGAUCUCGGAUAUUUUUAUUGUAUCUUGUCACAACACAGUUCUUGCAGCCAAAUCAUACAGAUUUGAUUGUGAAGGAACAUCAAAAGAUGUGUUUGUUCAGAAACUACGGGAAGUUAGAUCCAGUCAGCUUCCUCCUCACUUUAAGGAGAAUGGAACCACCUUUUACUAUGUGAAAAGGAACAGUAUGUACUUUGUAGCCACCUCUCAGGCUGAUGUGUCUCCAAUCUUCGUCAUCGAGAUCCUAAGCAGAAUCUACCAAACAUGCAAAGACUUUUGUGGAGUUGUCAAUGAAGAGUCCAUAAGAGUGAAUAGCCUGCUUGUAUUUGAAGUACUGGAUGAAAUAUUGGAUUAUGGCUAUGUCCAGUUGGCUACAACAGAAAAGUUGCGACCUUACAUCCAGUCUGAUCCAGUAAUCAUCAAAUCGACUCGGGAACCAACCAGUGACCUCGGGUCGCGAAUGUUUGGUAUUGAGAUGAAAGUAACCCCAGGAUCAGCCUCCAGCAAACCAUUGGUAUCCUCCUCUGCUGACUCGGAACACAAGAAGAAUGAGGUCUUUGUUGACGUGAUUGAAAGAUUAACAGCUGUAAUCAAUAGUGAUGGCACAGUUUCCCGCCUUGAGGCCAAUGGUAGCAUCAACAUGAAGAAUUUCCUUUCUGACAGUCCAGAAAUUAAAAUUGGUCUCAACGAGGAUCUUGCCAUCAAGGCAGGGGCUCUCAAAGCCUAUGGUGACCAAGUACAACUGGACCACUGUUCAUUUCAUCAGAAAGUUAAACUGGAGGAGUUUGAGAAGUCAAGGGUGUUAAAGAUACAGCCGUCUGUGGGAGAGCUUUCCUUGAUGACAUACAGUGUGUCAGGAGAAGGUGCCCUCAGUCCACCAUUCAGGAUCUCACCAUUUGUGGACAACACAGACAGCAGUCAAGACAUGCUCCUGACCGUGCGAUUGAAGAGUGAAUCCCCAGUGAACACACAGGCAGUAAAUGUCUGUGUGCGUAUACCAGUACCUCAUAACACUACCAGUGUUUCACAACACCUAGACGGCCCAGGGCAGAUGGCAGAACUGAGACAAAAGAUUGACAACAAGAAUAUUAUUUGGAAAAUAAAGAAACUUCCAGGACAGACUGAAGUAAUGGCUCGAUUUCGGGUGAUCAAUCAAGGCAAUGGGAAACUGAACAAACAAGAACUAGGGCCAAUGGUUGUGGAGUUUGAAAUAUCUAAAUAUACUUGUUCUGGACUGAAAGUAAGGUUCCUGCACAUUCCUGUACAAGACCCCAACAACACUCCCCACCGCUGGGUCAGGUGUAUGACUGUCAGUGAUUCCUACCUGGUUAAAAUUUGAAAUUAAAUCAAUUACUAAUGCAUUAACUUAUACUAGUGCUUAAUCAUGUCCCACUGCCCCCAUUGUAUUGGGGUUGAGUUAAUUGUGCUGUUUAUCAGUAAUGAGUCUGUCUAUGGAUUGCAUUUUAGCUGACUUGUCAUGUGUGAAAUGAUGUUAUCAGAAUAGAAUACUGUGUAUCCUCUUAAAAAUGUUAAUGCCAUAUUACUCCUAUCAAACUAAAUCAUAUCAUUUUGUUUAAAAUAGAUGAUUUUAUUUUCUUGAAGACAUUUCAACAAAGGUACUUGCGUACCAUUGGAUUGCAAGUUGACAAAAGGAUAAUAUGAGAAUGACUUUGCAUCAGAUAUCUGGGUGUUAAUGAUAGGGUAUGGUAGCAGUGUACAGUAGCGUACGGUGAUAUUUUUGUACAAUAAAUAACCCCUGUAAUAUUACAUGUAUCUGA
Mizuhopecten yessoensis (Yesso scallop) is the source of this 1902-nucleotide messenger RNA. Its product is annotated as AP-4 complex subunit mu-1-like. The coding region runs from base 126 to 1463 and encodes 445 amino acids. The transcript has 13 exons. Gene Ontology annotation, cellular component: cytoplasmic vesicle; trans-Golgi network; clathrin adaptor complex. Gene Ontology annotation, biological process: Golgi to lysosome transport; protein targeting. Lineage: Eukaryota; Metazoa; Mollusca; Bivalvia; Pectinida; Pectinidae. The record is from RefSeq and is a predicted model, not a curated record.